AUGUCGGAAGACAAAAGGGCUGGCCAGCAAAUGGAGAAAACUGUGUCUUCUGCAAAGGUUAUGAAAAAUCGAGGCUACCUGUUCAAACCAUAUGAUAAACCAACAACCAGUUUUGGCCAGACUUGGCAACCUGGAAACAAGUCGUACAACUACAGGCGUCCUUUUUUUGGACACAGUCGGGCGACUAGCCAAGCAACGAUGGGGCCGAGAAGGCAGAACAACCACAACAACAAACCCCAGGAACCCAAGAG
Molecule: messenger RNA, 251 nt
Organism: Paramuricea clavata
Lineage: Eukaryota; Metazoa; Cnidaria; Anthozoa; Malacalcyonacea; Plexauridae
Source: the annotation of a GenBank genome assembly